Messenger RNA from Symbiodinium sp. CCMP2592, 3786 nucleotides. The record is from the annotation of a GenBank genome assembly. Lineage: Eukaryota; Dinophyceae; Suessiales; Symbiodiniaceae.
AUGCGACAGAUACAUCGCCCUCAACAGGCACGCAGUGAACAUGCCUUCGUGAACACCUUGCUGGAAGCCCUUUCCGAGAAUGCGAAAAUCCAGAUCGAGGCAGUGGCUCCGGAUGGCAACCAUCCACGUGGACCGAUUUGGGAGAACCCAUGGGAUGACCGGGACCAGAUGAGACUCAAACUGCACGAGCUAGGGACUACCUUGAAGCGCUAUGGGUCCUACGGCCUUGCUGCGCUCAUUUGCGAGCUGAGCCUCGUCGUUUGGCAACUUCGGGCUUGGUUCACGAUCGGUGCUGGCUUGCUGGUGGUUGAGGUGUUGAAACGCAUCUCUGAGAUGCAACACCGGCUUCCCAGCGCAGAGGGACAAGACCCCGGCCUGGCAGCCUUGAGGGUCAUCGAAGGAUUCAUCUUGUUCUGUGCUGCACGGCACAAGAGGAUCCGCAAGGAUGCGACCGCAGCUCUGGAACGAAUCCUGCUCAAAAAAAGGCUGCCGCCUUGCACUUCGGUGCGCAUCGAGGCUGCUUUGGUGAGCGUCGGCUGGCAAAAGGGUGCAGCGAGUGGGCUACAGAAGCCACACUUACUUGACAACGCGGGAGAGGACUGGCUGAAUGAGCUGGCGAUGGCUCUGAAGCCAAAUGCAGAAGCAGAAGCAAAGAUGACACGAACCAGGGAAAUGCUCGAAGCAGUGGUGCAGAAUCUUUUUCCUGGUGCACGGUGUGACUACUUCGGAAGCGCAGUGAACGGCUUCGAAACUCGACUGAGUGAUAUCGAUGCAGUGAUCGUCUUCAGCAAGGAGGAGAUGGAGCGGCUAUCGCAGAGAAAUGGGCUCCCGUCUCCUGCCUCGUCGCCCGCCCUGAAAGCAGCAGCCCAGCCUUUGAAGGGACUGGCAUUGGCCAGGCGCUUGCAGAAGGAGAGUGCUGCCGUUGCUGUCCGAAUGAUGGGAGAGGCUUUGGUGGCCAACGAGGAGUGGGGCUUGGAGGUGAAGGAGAUGGUGACAGAAGCACGUGUUCCAGUGCUGAAGUGCACGAGCAGAGAAGGGGUGGCCAUCGACAUCACCUUCAACAACCUGCUGCCCCUCUACAACUCGAAGCUACUUAAGGCUUAUGCGAGCCUGGACGACCGUGUCGCGCGGCUGGGGCGGUUGGUGAAAUUUUGGGCCAAGAGCCGGAUGGUGAACGAUGCAUUGGAGGGUACAUUGUCGUCCUAUUCUCAUUGCCUGCUUCUGAUACAUUUUCUGCAAUCUAUUGCUGUUCUACCGAAUCUGCAAGACACCAGUGGCAUUCCGGAUGCAGCGGAGCGCGCCAAGUUCGGGGAAACUGAUCUUUUCGAUGGCGUGCACGAUGUCUGGUUCUUGGAUCCUGGACGCCUUCCCAAAUCCUCAGAGCGUUGGAAAAACUGGGCUUCCAAGUCUCCUGUAGGAGCUACUCUCAGAGGCUUGCUGGCCAACUUUUUCUGGUACUUGGCCUAUGAAGUCCCUGCCCAUUCCGAUGUCCUCAGCAUCCGACAGCCCAGCCGGAUCCACAAGGAGGUCUACUUCAGAGAGAUGCUACAGAGAAAGAAGGCUUUAGGACAGGAUCCUGUUGAACCUGCUUUGGAGCCUCUCGACACUGCCGAGGAGCACGACUGCGAGCUAGAAGAGAAGGUGCCAGAGCAGGAGGAGCACGAAGAUCACGAAGAGCAAGAAGAACAAGAAGUGCAAGAAGACGUUUAUGCAGAGGACCUCGGCAAGGAACUCCUGAACGAAGCGCAACAUCCGCAGGUUCCAGAACCAGAGGUUCCUGCAGAUCUGUCGCAGAAGUACAGGCUCCCCACGGAGCAACACGAACUGCAGCAGGCGAUGUCCACACGGCAGACGCUGUGCAUCGACGACCCCAUGGAGCUGGGACGUUCCCUCGGUGCGAGCUUCCAGGGAUUCGAACGUCUUUGCUACGAGUGGAGGCGCGCAUAUCACCUCCUGUCAGAAGGGCCUGGCGACGACAUUCAACGCUUGCGUGAGCUGUUCUGUGACAAGCCCGCGCCACCUCGGUCGAUCUACACCCUUGAGAAGCAACGGGUGUUUCCAACUUUGGUCGAAAGGGCCGAUAGGGACAGCAGGGCCGACAGGGCGGACAGAAGAGGCGACAGGUGGAGUGGGACAAGUGGGAGUGGCAGGUCCUGGUAUCCCGGAGCUUAUCAAGGCAAGGGUCCGACGGCAGAGUUUCCGCAGAGCACGGCAUACCCAGGCUGGCGUGGUCAGAAGGGGCCACGACAUGGAGAAGAUGUUGGCCAAGCGCGAGCUGGCAAGGACACAAGGUGGAGCACAAAGGAAGGAGAUGGCAAAGGGGCCAAGGAAGGAAAAGACGGAAAGUUUGUGGCUAUUGCUAUGGCGAAGGGUAUCAAAGGCCAAGCCGAGGGCAAAGUUGAGCAAUUGCAACGUGUCUCCAUGGACUUCUCCAAUCGGCUUUCUGCGGUUCAUGCCGAACUGGCGGAGGUGCGAGCUGCCUGCGCGAGUGGCGGAGGUUACCUGGGCAUCUCUGGCAGUGAGCUUGCAAGCUACGUGGAGGAGCUACAAGAGAAGGAACAGCUGCUCCGCCAAAUUACCAACUCGCAGGUCGGACCACUGAGGCCACCUCCACCCGGUCCGGCUAGUACCUUCGACCGCUGCGCCUUGCCCAGUGUGAGCCAGCACCUCUUGGACUACGAGGCCGUCCCUUACGAGGCUGCUAAGGCCCUCCGGGCCUUAGCCUCCCUCGCUUACAGUGAGCCCGUGGAGGUGGCGAAGGGGAGCUGCAUAGAGCAGCUGCUGCGAAUUCUCCGCCUCCAUCGUGAUUCCCUCGAGAUCCUGGCCUUGCGCUGCCUUUGUCACAUCUGCUUCUCCGCCGAAGCGGUCCGAUUUCUGCCAAUUCAGAUCCUGCCAGCUUUGCUUGAGACAGAGAAGGAGGAAGGCUCGAAGCUCGCUUUCGAGGCUAUGGCCCGAAUCCUGGUGGCCGAGGCCACCGAGCGGCCAAGGCUCUCGCCAGAGCUCUUCCGAGCCCAGUUUCAGAAAGCGCAGGGCCAGGGUGCGCAGUCCUUCAAGGAGAUGCUCUUUCAGAGCCUUCAGGGAGAGCUCGUGCCGGCGACGUUCUUGGCCGAGCAAUUUCUCGCCUCUGCACCCGUUUCCACGGGACAGGACGGAAAGGAAGAAGUCACGGCUUUGGGUUGGCUCUGGAUGCUCGCAGAGUUGCUUGAUACAAAAGGAAACAGAGAGCUGGCUGAAGCUUUGGUGUGCCAGAGAAGUGGCAUGGUCAAGGGCAUUGCAACUGCAACAACUGCUCUCAUGGACGUGCACACAACUUCACUUAGUGUGCAGCGUCAGGGCAUCGCUGCACUGGCAGCCUUGGCCCGGAAGCGAAGUGGCCCCAUGGCCAUCGCAGAGGCUAGCAGCGUGAGGCGCGUUGAGAAAGCACUGAGUGCACUUGGAGACGAUGCAUCACUUAGCUGCAGCUCGAUCUCGUUCUUGGUUUCAGUGCUGGACUGGCCACUAGCGGCGCAGAAGCUGUGCGAACUAGACUUUGCUCGCAUCGUGUUUCUCAUCAAGCAGGCCAUGCAACGUCACUUGGAUGUCGUUUCUCUUCAGGUGGUAGCACUGUCCAGCUUGGCCAGGUUGCUGGAAAUCCUGGCCUGCAAAGCGGAUGUCAUGGCCGGUGGCGCUGAGGGCCUUGUGAAAACGGUGAUGGCCCGGCACAAAGACCAAGAGCAGCUCUGGACCUGGGGCCGCAUCGUGUUGGACAGUCUCGGCGCAGAUCGACACUGGACCUACCGCCAGUGA